Messenger RNA from Phycodurus eques (leafy seadragon), 5015 nucleotides. RefSeq lists its product as uncharacterized. Bases 244 to 1395 code for a protein of 383 amino acids. Gene Ontology annotation, molecular function: protein binding; single-stranded DNA binding. Gene Ontology annotation, biological process: positive regulation of transcription by RNA polymerase II. Lineage: Eukaryota; Metazoa; Chordata; Actinopteri; Syngnathiformes; Syngnathidae. Gene Ontology annotation, cellular component: nucleus. The record is from RefSeq and is a predicted model, not a curated record. The transcript is spliced from 18 exons.
CACCGGCGGACGGUUUCAAGUCGCCCACCCUGCCUGGACUGAAACCCUGCCUGAUUUGUGGGCAAUGUUGGGGAUGUGAAAAAAAAGAAGGAAAACCAGAGAGAGAGAGAGAGGUGGAGAGAGAGGGAGAGACAACACGAACCGGGUAGCUAUGGAGAUAGUAGCUUUUCCUGCUCGCUUUCUUUGACAGGUGUCGAGGAGUGGGAUAAAAAUCGUAAAAGUGUAAGCCGAGCAGCUUCCAAGAUGUACGGCAAGGGUAAGGGAGCCGUGGUCCCCUCCGACAGCCAAGCCAGAGAAAAGUUGGCGUUGUAUGUGUACGAGUACCUACUACACGUGGGAGCACAGAAGUCAGCACAGACCUUCCUGUCUGAGAUUCGAUGGGAGAAGAACAUCACAUUAGGGGAGCCCCCUGGAUUUCUCCAUUCGUGGUGGUGCGUAUUCUGGGACUUGUAUUGUGCCGCUCCAGACCGACGGGAGACGUGCGAGCACUCCAGUGAGGCCAAGGCCUUCCAUGACUAUAGCGCGGCAGCAGCGCCCAGCCCGGUGAUGGGCAACAUGCCCCCCAACGACACCAUGCCAGGCGGUCCCAUGCCUCCGGGCUUUUUCCAGGGACCACCUGGCUCUCAGCAGUCCCCCCACGCACAGCCCCCCCCACACAACCCAAGCAACCCCAUGAUGGGACCCCACGGCCAGCCUUUCAUGUCACCCCGGUACCCAGGUGGACCGCGUCCCACUCUCCGAAUGCCAAAUCAGCCUCCAGGUGGAAUCCCAGGAUCGCAGCCUCUUUUGCCAAACAGUUUGGACCCAACACGACCGCAAGGGCAUCCCAACAUGGGCGGUCCUAUGCGGAUGAACCCUCCUCGAGGAAUGGCCAUGGGCCCACAGAAUUACGGAGGCAUGAGACCUCCACCCAACUCCAUGGGCGGCCCCAUGCCAGGAAUGAACAUGGGUCCAGGAGGAAGAGGGCCAUGGCCGGGGCCUAACGCUAACUCAAUAGCUUACUCCUCCUCAUCUCCAGGCAACUACGUGGGUCCCCCAGGUGGCGGAGGGCCACCCGGAACUCCCAUCAUGCCCAGCCCAGGUGAUUCGACCAACUCUAGUGAAAACAUUUACACAAUGAUGAAUCCUAUUGGACCAGGAGGCAACCGGCCCAAUUUCCCAAUGGGACCUGGGCCUGACGGGCCGAUGGGCGCUAUGGGAGCCAUGGAGCCGCACCACAUGAACGGAUCGCUUGGGUCGGGAGAUAUGGACGGCUUGCCAAAGAGUUCCCCUAAUAACAUGGGGGGCAUGAACAACCCUCCCGGAACGCCGCGAGACGACGGUGAAAUGGGCGGCAACUUCUUGAACCCAUUCCAAAGCGAAAGUUAUUCUCCCAACAUGACGAUGAGUGUGUGAUUUUAUUUUUUCCUUUUUUUUUUAAUGUUGGUUAUUUUUUCCCUCCUGUUUUGUACCCCUACACCCUUUUUUUUUGUUUUUUGUUUUUUGUUCCCCGACCCCACCGCAAUCCUGACCUCACCCUCGGACCGGGCCUGCUCCUCGUCCUCCACGCUCUACCGCAACCUUCCUCACACCCCUUCCUCACGGGUGAACCGCAGCCCUCCUCCUCAUCCUCCGGAGUGGCCCUGGAGCUCGCCAGGACUCUGGUGAAAAAGACAGGUCCUGCGGGAGCGUGCAAGAUGGCCGCCGGGCCGGGCAGGAAGUCGCAGCAGGGCAGCAGGAAGAGCCUCUUCUCGGACUUUAGACAAUGAGCACGGGGGAGCGAGGACAAACAGAGAAAAAAGAGAGUGACACAUGCUCAAGGAUGCUGUCUCUCUGGAAUCUUCAUCCACAAUCGGACUUAUUAUUAUUAUUAUUAUUAUUUUAUUUUUUAAAAUAGUUUUUAAUGUAUUGUUCCUGACCUCUGCUUGUACAUUUUUAACAGAGGUGUUGUGAUGAUCUGUUUUUUUUCCUAUUGUGUGUAUGUAUUAUAUCAUUGCUAUUUUUAUUAUUAUUAUUAUUAUUAAUUAUAUUGCCAUGCUAAUUUUUUGUUCAUUCAGAGGGCACAUUAUUUUGCGAGAGAAGGCCUAAUCACGUGUGCACAAAUGAUGUGACCACACUGCUGGUAAGAUUUUAUCCCUGCAUUAUUGGCCUUUUUAAAAAUUAUUCUACCCAACUUUUUCUUUUUUUUAACCCACAGUUUUUCGUUUGUCAUUUUAUUUGUUUUUCUUACCCACAUUUUUUUACCUAAAUGAUUUCAUUUUUUCAUAUUGUUUUUUUUGUUAUUUUCAACCCAAUCAUUUUUUGUUUCUUUGUCCAUCUUAAUUUUUUUCUCAGCUGUUGUAUGCAAAAUGUUUUUCCCAACUUCAUUUUCCCACCUAUUUAAUCCUAUUUUAUCUUUUUUGUUUUUUAACCCAACUUUUUUUUUAACCCUCCCAACUUCUAGUAGCUUCAUGCAAAGUAAUGCACAGCGCUCUUUAUUUAUCGACUUUUUAAUUUUAUUUUAUUUGACUUAUGAGGCUGUAAACCCCACAGAUAAAAGCUUAUUUGACUCUGAGAUCCUGCAAAAUUGCCAUGUCAGAACUCUAAAUGAAAUUCUGGCAUUCAUCCGCCAUUGCCUUUCACAGAGAACCCAGCAAAGUGGGAUAAGCGAGGCAUGUUUUCUUCGAAAGCGAUUGUAGCUUUUCAACGUACUUUCUGCAUCUUCUUUCACGUUAUGUAAUUAUGUGAUGACCAAAUGCUGUGCUGUUGUUAAAGUGCCACACAGUUGUGGCAAUAUCCAGCAUUUGCUGGUUUCGGUCCAUCCAUUUUCUACCGCUUAUCUGAGGUCGGGUCGUGGGGGCAUCUAUAUUGCUGUUAGUUUCCCCUAUAAUUGCUCAAGUUUGGACCCUCACCCCCAACUUCGCCUUGGUGGAGCCUGGUUUCAGUGUGAAAUCCAAAACAAUGUCAUCUUGUGUUACGGCUUUGAUGCGCCAAUUUUGCAGGGCUUUCUUUUUUUAAUUAUUUGAUCCAUCAAUUUUCCACCAUUUGUCUAAAAGGCAACGAGGAUGCCGUGUCGCUAUGUGAAAGCAAACACACUUGCGACAAUAUCCCACAUUCGCAGGGCUUUGUACAAAGGACGAAUGCGUGUACUCUUCCUGGUGCUGGCAUGAUGCCGUGUGGCUGCGUGAACGCCUCAUACAGUUUCGGCAAACUCCUGGCUUUUCUGGGUUCUGUGCAAAAAGCAAAGUUAGCUAAAUACCAGAUUUUUCAUGCUGCAGUUUUGCAGGAUCUCAGUGCGAAAGCGUCCUUUUUAUUUAACAAGUGUUACUGUCUAUUAGCUGCACCACUUGUAGCAACGGUGUAAAUAUGCAGAUCUAGUCAGCACUGUGUCCUCAUCUAUGUGAUGUCAUCGGACCGCCAACCAGACCUGCCCUACAAGGCACUGAAGUUUUUGUUGACCCCCCACUCGUGUUGCCCCUACAAACAUCUUGCUGUGCUCGGGUUAUCUGUAUUUCUGUUUUUUUGCCUGAUAAUUCGUCAACAAUGAGUACAAACAAGUUUGGAUACGGGUGGUGUCCCCUUUUUGUUUUUUUAGGUUGUUUUGCUUAUAGUCUGUCAACAAUGAGUAAAAAUGGGUUUGACCGAAGUGGGGCACCCCCUCAUUUUCAUUUUUAAUAGUUUAUCAAAAAUGAGGGCAAAUGAGUUUUGACGCCCUCCCUAACUUUGGGGCCGGGAAGGGAUGUAUCCUCUCGUUUUUAUUUUUUGCUGGUUUUUCAUCAAAUCGUCGUCAAAGAUUUUUAAAAACAAAUUUUGAAUGCCCCCCCCCCCGCACCAACUUCAUCCCAGGCAGGGGCAGUGUACUCUCUUGUUUUUUGUUUGUUGUUCUGCUGAUAAUUGGUCACCAAUGAGUACAAUAGAGUUUGGAUGCUGCCCCUUUCCCCCCUCUUGACGUUUGCCCAGGAUGGGGGCCGGGGAUGGGUGGCGUCCAUUCUCAUUUUUCUUCCUUGAUUGUUUUGACAUCUCCCAUGACCCUGGGGCCCGAGCAGAGGUGACAUUCCCCUUGUUGUUGUUUUUGGGGCUGACUACUCUGCAACAAUGAGUACAGUAGUAUUUGGACGCCCCCCCCCCCCCAACAGCUUUGCCCCUUGUGGGGUGGCGUCCCCUUUCAGAUUUUUAUUAAUGUCAAACUCUCCCAUCUUUUUUUAAUUUGUUUUUGUAAAUACUGUACAAUGCAUUUUUGAUAUCAUUGACAUGUUUUGAUAUUUCAAAUCACAGAAAACAUAACUGCGUGCGGGCGUGUGUGUUUGCGCGCUGGAGGUGAGUUACGAGGCAGGAUGUGCACCUUCUCCGACUUGAAAUGAAAACUCUGUAAAUGUUUAUUAUAAAAAUGCAGAAUGGAGGUUCUAAAGUUGAAAUGCCACGCACAAUUAUAACUGUGAAUCGGACAGAAGGAGGUCAUAUAUGUUGACACAUAUCCCUUCUUCGGAACUAUGAAGGAUUUUAGUUUUUUUGUUAAUGAGGGUUUUUCAAUUACUCUUGUCCAAAAAUGCAGUCGUUCUAUUUUUAUUGUUUCUGUCCACAGCAAUGAUCAUUUCUGUAUUUUUAUUGUGCUGUUGUAAAAUACUGUAACAUUUAAAGAAAAGGGUGGCAGAGGGGUGUUCAAUUGAGGACUGUUUCUGUUAAUUUCCUCAUUUUGUUUUAUUUUAUUUUAUUUUAUUUUAGCAGUAUUGAAUAUCUUCCCGCCGUGUCUGCGGGGGGGCUUUGCUUCGUUUCAUGUUAGGGUAGUUUUUCCCAUCCGAAAUGUCGUGUAGUUUAAAGAAAAAGGAGAAAGGGGGGGAAAAAGAGGUUGUUUCUUAUUUGUAUGUUUCUUUAUAUUGUAAAGUUUCUUUAGAUGAAAAAAAUGUUAUUGAAGGGGGGGAAGACUGCAGUGUGUAUUUUUUUGUUUGUUUUUAUUUUCAUCAAGUUGUCAGUUGUUUUUGCUUGUGUCCCCCCGCCCCCCUCUUGUUGUAGAUACAUAUUAAAAACAAAUAAAAUGACUUCACUCCUUUUGCCAUGAA